Molecule: messenger RNA, 2073 nt
Organism: Porites evermanni
Lineage: Eukaryota; Metazoa; Cnidaria; Anthozoa; Scleractinia; Poritidae
Source: the annotation of a GenBank genome assembly
CAGCUAUUUACCGUCACUGCAAAGGAAGAACUUAAUGAUGUUUUAUUGCUGCGAAAAGCCGUGAAAAGAGAAUUUCACCUCUUGGUUCAGUACUUUGGUGAGGAAUCUGUCAAGCCAGAAGAACUGUUUGGAAUUUUUGCCACACUGUUGCGACAAUUUGAGGUAAUUGGUGGCGACACCCGAAUUAUUAUUACUACACGAGAGUGCGUGCAGUUGGCAACACAAUGUUAGCUAAACACUUUUUCGUAUCCGGUUUAAGGUGACUCGACCCAGUUUUUUUGGGGGGGUACCAUCCUACUUUGAAGCUCUCUGGUAUCCAAGCGGAUACCAGAGAUACCAUUUCUCAGCGGCGAUGAGCGAGGACAAACGUCUGCCGUUCGCAGGCUAUGCGGACGGUGGCAAUCACUAAAUGACGUGAUACAAAAGGCUAAAAAACAAUGAACAAUACUGCACAACAAUACAAAACUAAACAUAUCGCAAAAACAAACACUCAGGCAUACCAGUUUUCAAGGUAAUAAGAACCCUGAUUGCUUUUUUUAGCGUUUUGUCAACACAAAAUUGCUCUAGGCUGAUAGAAAUACUAUAAACCUCUGGACUGUCGCAGAUCAUAAUACCGGUAAAAAGAGAUAAAUUUAUACCGAACUGUAUCAGACGAUAAAUAACAGUGCACAAUCUCCUCCUUCUAGGAUGUCAUGAAGACGUACAAGUAAAAGAGUCGAAGCUGAACAAAGUUUUCAAAGAAUUUAAAUGACGUGCCCGGCAGUAAAGGGGUUAUGUAUUUAUUUUGCAGCUGGACUUCGAGAGUAGUCUCUCUUUUGCACCAUUUCAUGAAUUAAGUGUAAAUAUAUUUAAUAAGUAGAAAGCUCUUUUUCAUUUGUGCUGAUUUCUUAGUCAGGACCAAUGAUUGUUCUUAAAACUACAAUAAGUUGUUAGUAUGACCAGAAUUUUUUUUGUAAACAAAAAGUGAAAGACAAAAACAAGAGAGGAAGAAAGACAUGUAAACUAAAGAAACAAAAUAAUGAGUAAAAAACUGACAAUUUAUUUAAAGAACGACAAAGACAUUAAAAUGGUAGUCUUGAGUUCAUAUAUAUGAGCUGCAUGUGAAUAAAUAAAAUUCGAUGAACGGUAACCUUGUCAACAAUUUUUUUCUCAAAGCAAAGGCGGUGACUGAUAUUAAUCAUUGGAAAAGUGCGAAAGCGAAAAAGAAAAAAUCUAACACCCUGCGAUUGUUUAGUUCAGCAAAGACAAUCAGACAUUAGUUUUCGUCUUGCAUGCACGAGAAACAUGGAGCCACGCUGGCCUCAGGCUGGCAAUUAAGACUGGCGCUAAUUAUCUUUCCCGCCAAAAAAGUGUCAGUAGUAAUGACACCAUUGCAACGGCGAUUGGUUAGUUUAAAACAAAGAAUCAGAAACUAGCCAAUGAAACUCAUUUGUUCAUUGUUACACAAGUUUCAACACACAAAAGUUGAAAAACAACGCUUUCGAACGCUUUUUGAGGUUGCGAUACGCCCGUGCAAACUUGACAAUUUUUUAUCGCAUAAUUUACACGCAUUAAUCUUGAGGAGCUAUAAAAGCUCUGGCAAAUAAAUGAAAAAGUCACAAAACCAAGAACUGUACAAGCACUCCGCCAGGAAAGAAGCCUCAAGAACUUACAACUUAAGCCAUGGCUCGUACCAAACAAACAGCUAGAAAAUCAACCGGUGGAAAAGCUCCUCGGAAACAGCUUGCAACCAAAGCAGCGCGCAAGAGUGCACCGGCAACUGGUGGAGUGAAGAAACCUCACCGCUACCGGCCAGGUACUGUCGCCUUGAGAGAAAUUCGCCGUUACCAAAAGUCAACAGAGUUGCUUAUCCGCAAGCUUCCGUUCCAGCGACUCAUUCGAGAAAUAGCACAAGAUUUUAAGACUGACUUGCGUUUUCAGAGUUCAGCCGUGCUGGCUUUGCAAGAAGCAGCUGAAGCGUACCUCGUGGGACUGUUUGAGGAUACGAAUCUCUGUGCCAUCCACGCCAAGCGUGUAACGAUCAUGCCUAAAGACAUUCAGCUCGCACGGAGAAUCCGAGGAGAGCGCGCUUAA